AUGGCCAAGAAGAAAAAGACGCAGUUGAAGCCGGUUGCCCGAGGUUUUGCUACAACCUCUGUUCCGAAGAAAGCUGUAGAGGUGGAAUUCGAAGACCCACUAAGUCAGCCUCCUCUGGACGAUCAGGAAAGCGCAGAGGCACCAUUGGCUGAGAAUUCCAACGGUUCUAGGGAGCAACAGAAUGUUCAGGAUGAGUUCGGUCCAGACAAGGUUGAAGAACAGUCUCUGCAAAAUUUGGUCGAUAGAUAUCAAGAAAAGAUAGAAAAGGAGAUCGUAAGAAACGUUAAAGCCAUAGAAGUGGAUCGUCGAUUUACCAAAAUUCUACCAUCAAUCGAGCUGGACUCUUUAAUGAUUGAUCGCGUAUUGGAUUUUGCGAAAGAAUUACAAGUCAACGAAGGUAAAAAGACAUUGGAAGAAUCCGAAGAAAAAGCAGUGACAAAGCUGGCAAUUACCUAUGGUGUUCUUCGACGUUUAGGCUUCUCUGAAGAACGCGUAAUGGAAUGUUUGACUGCUAUAAAUGGAGUAGAUCUGGAAGAAGCUUAUGACUGGCUAUUCAUCAACUGCCAGGAAGAUGAGCUUUCCAAUCCUAAUGGCAACCAAGAAGAGCUUCGUUUACCAACAGCACCUAAUACUCCCAAAGGAUCCAUGGCAAGAACUCCACGAACUCCACGAACUCCACGAACUCCCGCUGAGUUUCUUAUACCUUCAACGCCUACGCCAGCUUCUAAAUACUUCAAAAAAAAGCCUUCAUCCAAUCUCGACGCUAAUGCCCCAGUUUUUAUUCCCAGUUGGAAAUCGACUGUCGAAAAUGAAUUAACGUCUGAUUCUGCUUCUGUCCUCCAUGCAUCCCCUUUACCUGUAAUCUCUUUGGAAGCGGAUGAAGAUCAUUCCGACAUCUCCAUUGUCAAGUCACGCAUUCUGGCUUCAUUCGGAAAUGGAUCGGGAUCCGAUACAGAUUCGAGUAGCGAAAACGAUCUCAACGACGAGUACGUUCGCCUAAAUUUGAAGAUUGCCUCUCUUUCAACGCACCGCGAUGUAUCCACCUCUUUACAAUUACAAGAACUCCAAAAGCGGCUCUUGAUUCUUCGAAAAAACUAUGUCUUUGAUGAGCAAGAAGCUGAAAAGCUUUACGCUGUUGCACGCAAAAAAGCUGAUAUUGCAUCCCUUGAUGCUCGCCUUCGAGGAGUCAAGGCUGAUACAGACGUCGCUAAUACUUCGAAGUCUCCUAAAAAGCGACCAGUAGAAAUACAGACUUCUACACCUGAGAUAUCUUCGACUGUAGACGUGUUCGACCAAGAAGAUAACGCUGAAGGAGGACUACUCGACAUUUUGGAGGAAAUGCCCAACUCGGAGAUCACCACCGAGGGUGUCACGGUGUCUGUCCGUGAUAUGGCCCUUCCAAAGCAUUGGUCCGGUCGCACGUCCAAGACUCUUUUGGCGGAGACCGUAGCUAAAUCAGAUCGAUAUGCUGUCGUAACUUAUUCGAUAAUUUCAGGACCAAGUCGCGUCAAGCGUGCUUCGGUAAGCGUGCGCUGGGAAGGCAGGAAAACGGAUGAGUGGUUCAUGGUAGAUGUGGCUUGUCAUGACGAGGGCCAAGCAGAGCAAUACGUUGCAACCUUGGCGUUACAUGCAUUGACCUUUCCCUCCACCGAAGGAUUUGCUGCAGGGAGUUCUGGAGGUCCUCAGACAUUUUUUCGCUUACUGCCACCCGUGUAUCGGGACCUAUGGAGUGAAUUAACAGAUGCAAGGAAAUUGAAGGACGAUGCAAUCAAUAGAGGUGUUUGGGCUAACCUUCGAUCCAUUGUCGAGCCCAAACUCUCUGUUCCAAGCAAGGAUCAAGGUAGUAUCAAGAUCCAGCGUGCGACCAAUGAGAACCUUGAAGUUGCGUCGAACAGGCGUCUCUACCCUAAUGGUCAAGCCUUCUCGGAGCAAUUGAUGUCGAACUUCCGUGCACGUCAGUCUACAUCCGCGUACCAGGAAAUGCUGGUCCAUCGUAAUGCUCUCCCGAUCGCUAGCUACAGAGAUAUAAUUAUCGAUACGUUGGAACAAUCUCAAGUUCUUGUACUCAGUGGUGAGACUGGUUGCGGAAAGUCUACUCAACUCCCGACUUUCAUCUUGGAGGAUCAGCUAUCUCGAGGGAAACCUUGUAAAAUUUAUUGUACAGAACCUCGGCGUAUAUCUGCAAUCUCCCUUGCGCAACGUGUUUCUCGUGAAUUAGGGGAAGGUUCGAACGCGGCGGGCACACUUAGUUCCCUUGUUGGAUAUUCUAUUAGGCUAGAAAGCAACACCACCAAGAACACGCGUCUGGCCUUCGUCACAAACGGUAUCGCUUUGCGAAUGUUAGAAGGAGGUUCUGGACAAGGUGGACAGGGUACAGCUUUUGACGAAAUCACGCAUAUCAUUAUCGAUGAGGUUCACGAACGUUCAAUUGAGUCUGACUUUCUGUUGAUCGUACUCAAGUCGCUAUUGGAGCAACGCUCGGAUCUAAAGGUUGUCCUUAUGUCUGCUACAGUGGAUGCUGAAAAGAUUUCCGAAUACUUUGGAGGCUGUCCCAUGCUUCAUGUACCUGGACGCACAUACCCUGUUGAUGUACGGUAUCUGGAAGAUGCGGUGGAAUACACGCAGUGGUCGAUCACUGAGAACUCACCUUACGCCAGACGUUUGCAUGAUAAAUUCUACCGUACCAAGAAUAGGACUGACUGGGCUGAAGAGCUUGCCAUCAACGAUGAUGAAGACUCGGAUAUUCCUUCGGAGAACGUGAAGCUUGAAAAACGAUACUCCCCCAAUACCGCGGCUACUAUCAAUCUGUUUGAUGAACGGCUCAUACCUUAUGAACUCAUCCUGCGACUACUUGAAAAGAUCUGCUUCGAAGAUCAGUCGUUGUCAGAUUUUUCGGCCGCAAUCCUGAUAUUUAUGCCUGGUCUGGGCGAAAUCAGGAAAUUGAAUGACAUUUUGACCGAACAUUCAUUGUUUGGAUUGGAUGAUUUCAAGAUAUAUCCGCUUCAUUCCACGCUAUCGAGCGAGAGUCAGAGCGCGGUGUUCGACAUCCCACCUCCUGGUGUUCGAAAAAUUGUUAUUGCUACGAACAUUGCGGAGACUGGUAUCACGAUUCCUGACAUCACUUGUGUGAUUGAUUCCGGCAAGCAUCGUGAAAUGCGAUUCGAUGAGAAGCGUCAAAUCAGUCGUCUUGUCGAGACCUUCAUCGCGAGAAGUAACGCAGCGCAACGACGGGGACGUGCAGGGCGUGUGCAAGAAGGGCUAUGUUUCCAUCUUUUCACAAAAGUUCGACACGAUAACCAGAUGGUGGAUAACCCAUUGCCAGAGAUGAUGAGACUGAGUUUAGCUGACUUGUCUCUUCGUAUCAAAAUCAUGAAGGUCAAGCUAGGUUCGUCAAUAGAAGACGUCCUUUCCCGUGCUCUUGAUCCUCCGACUCCUGUCAAUGUCCAACGAGCCAUAUCCAUGCUAGUGGAAGUGCGGGCUCUUACGCUAUCCGAGGAAAUCACGCCUAUGGGCCGUCUCUUGAGUAAACUCCCCACCGAUGUUCACCUAGGGAAGUUCCUCUUGAUUGCUACUCUCUUCCGUUGUCUGGAUCCUGCCUUGACAAUUGCGGCUGCACUUAACUCGAAGUCCCCAUUCCUGACACCUUUCGGUUUGGAACAAGAAGCAGAUCGUGCAAAGGCUUCGUUUAAAUCAGAAAAUUCCGACUUCCUGACCUUGCACAACGUGUUCUCUAGCUGGCGCAAAGCAUGUGCUAACGCUAACCCUGGUUUUGUGCGAAAGUUCUGCAGGCAAAAUUUCUUGAGUCAUCAGAAUUUGCAACAAAUCGAAGAGUUACGCCAACAGUUCUUGGGAUAUCUCAUAGAUGCUUCCUUCAUCCAAGUCGAUAAAUCUUUCAUUCGCGACCUGAAUAGAGCGCGGUAUAGCCGGAAUCGAACACGUUUUGUCCUAGUACCACCAGAAUUAGAUUCUAGUUCCAGUAACAUCACUUUGGUGAACGCAGCCCUUCUUGCCGGCCUGUAUCCGAAAGUCCUUGCCGUCGAUGUAUCUAAAGGGCAGAUGCGGACACUAUCUAACAACCAACAGGCCUCUUUCCAUCCUUCGUCGGUGAAUUUCGGGAAGAAGCCGACUGACCUUGGAACAAACCAUAUUGCUUACUUCACCCUCAUGCACUCCAAGAAAUUAUACGCAUGGGAAACUGGACCUGUAGAUGAUAUGGCAAUGUUGCUCCUUUGUGGCGAAGUUGAUUUCAAGUUAAUUUCGAACGCUGCCUUCAUCGACCGCAAGGUCAAGUUCCAAAUCGCGCCGAAGACGAACAUUGCAUUGAAGUUCUUGAGAACGCAAUUAACGUCAUUGUUGUCGUAUCAGUUCCGAGGCAAGAUACUCACUGAAAGUCAUAUCUUGUGGAAUGAGCUCGCCUUGAUGGUCCUUGGGAAGGUUAAGAUAGAAGAUCUUCAUGCACCGUCGAUAACUAUCAGCUCGUAG
Molecule: messenger RNA, 4482 nt
Organism: Lentinula edodes (shiitake mushroom)
Lineage: Eukaryota; Fungi; Basidiomycota; Agaricomycetes; Agaricales; Omphalotaceae
Product: P-loop containing nucleoside triphosphate hydrolase protein
Exons: 20
Coding region: 1-4482 (1493 amino acids)
Cellular component (GO): intracellular anatomical structure
Molecular function (GO): RNA binding; protein binding; ATP binding
Source: RefSeq, a predicted model, not a curated record